Rotaria sp. Silwood1 is the source of this 1296-nucleotide messenger RNA. The record is from the annotation of a GenBank genome assembly. Lineage: Eukaryota; Metazoa; Rotifera; Eurotatoria; Philodinida; Philodinidae.
AUGACAACCAAUGUUGAGUUAGCUGAUGUCGAAAUUCGAUGUAUUCCAGAUAAUCCACAUGCUAUUUCUGGCGUCUUAAAUACAAAAAAGGUUCGUUUCGACAUUGAAACAAGAAGCAAAGGAGAAACAACCAAACGAACACCACUGAAUUUAGUACUUAUUCUUGAUCGUAGCGGAUCCAUGGAAUCAGACAAUAAAUUAACGUUUGCAAAAAAAGCUGUGAUUUCGGUUCUUAAUCUUCUUCACGAUGAUGAUGUCGUUCAUCUUGUUGCAUAUGAUGCUGAUGUAUCUAUCAUCUUUGAAAAUGCACGAGCAUAUUCUCGUCAGUAUCUUUAUCCUCUUGUAGACAAAAUUCAAAGUGCUGGUUCAACAAACAUGUCUGGUGGUAUUGAUGUAGGUGCUGGCCUCCUGGAUAAAUAUGUAUAUAAUGGAUUUUCGCGUCGUAUGUUUCUCUUUUCUGAUGGACAGGCUAAUGUUGGAAUGAAAACAUGCCCUGAAUUAACAAAUCUCGUCGCUGGAUAUCAUACUAAAGGCAUUAUAACUGACUCAUUUGGGAUUGGCGCUGACUUUGAUAGCGUCAUUAUGAAAGGUAUUGCUGAUGCUGGUGGAUCAAGAUUUUACUUUCUUUCAUCGCCUGAAAUGAUUGAAUUCCUUGUUACUAAAGCACUUGUCUGUGUAUUUGGUGUAUGUGCAUCACGAGCUCGUCUUAUAGUACGUGGAAAAAAUGGAGCCGUUGUUACGAAGAUAUGGGGUCAUGAAGAUAUUGUUGCUGGUGCAAGUCUUGGUGAUCUCCAUUCAGAUAAUCUACGAUCAGUUCUUUGUGAAUUUACAACUUCUGGAUCAGCAAAUACUGAAGUUGAAGUACUUACAUAUGAAUUACGAUAUAAUCAACCAAAUGAUCUCAAUGGUGCACCGACAGCGAUAAAAAAUACUUUAUCAUUAAAGUUUGUAGAAGAUGAGUCACUUAUUAUGGACCUUGAUCCUCGUGUGAAAACUAUGUAUGCUACUCAAAUAGUUGCUGAUAUGGAUAAGAAAAUUGCACAGUUAGUGAACGAUGGCCACAGAAAAGAAGCUAUUGUUCUUGUUGAUGAACAAAUUGCAUUACUUAAAGAUGUUGAACAAUUUGAUGAUCAGCGAGGAAUAAUUUCGUUGUUACUUCGAAUGGCUGAACAUAUGAAGAAUAAACUUAAAGAUGAAACAGUCGACAGAAAAAUUAUUUCUAAAGGAUAUGAACAUCACGCUUUCUUAAAGGAAGAUUGUGACUGUGAAGAUAUGGGUUUUGGUCUAUUUGAUUAA